AUGAAGAGCAUUUUCCACAACCUUAGGAGCGGGAGAGCUCCUCCUCCCCCCGAAACCCUAACCCCUUCCUCCUCCUCCUCCUCUCACAAGCAUCGCCCACCCCGGAUCCCAAAGGAGAACGUCGACCCCAACCUUAAUCCUAACUCUAACCCGCCGGAUUCCUCGCCAUUCCGGUCCCCGUCGGCCGCCGCCUCCGGGAAAUCCCUCGCCGGCGCCAGGGCCCGGAGCCCGCUCCCGCCGAGGCCCCCGCUCGGCUGCGGCGGCGGCGGCGGCGUCGGCAACCCCGUCAAACGGAAGCUAGUUAGCUCCGAAACCCUAGCGGAGAACGUAUCCGCCGCCUCCUCCGCUUUGAAUUCCGGUGUUCAGGUUGUUGUAAGGAUUCGGCCUCCGAACAAUGAGGAGGAAGAAGGAGACGUUAUUGUGCAGAAGGUCUCUGAUAAUUCUGUUUUGAUUCUUGACCACAUGUUUACCUUUGAUUCGGUCGCCGAUAUCACAUCCUCACAGGAUGACAUCUUCCACCUUGUUGGGCUCCCUUUGGUGGAAAACUGCUUGGCUGGAUUCAAUAGUUCAAUUUUUGCAUAUGGACAGACCGGCAGUGGGAAGACAUAUACGAUGUGGGGACCUCCAAGUGCCUUGUUGGAAGAUGGCUCAAGCAGUAAUGAGAAAGGAUUAACUCCUCGUGUCUUUGAAAGAUUAUUCACUCGUAUAGAGGAAGAGCAAAAUAAGCAUUCUGAGAGGCAGUUGACUUAUCAGUGCUGCUGCUCUUUUCUAGAGAUUUACAAUGAACAAAUCACUGAUUUGUUGGAUCCUGCGCAAAGGAAUCUUCAGAUCAGAGAAGAUGCUAGAACUGGUGUUUAUGUUGACUCGUUGACAGAGGAGUAUGUCUUCACGAUGAAGGAUGUAACUCUGUUGCUAAUAAAGGGACUGGCAAAUAGAAGGACGGGUGCAACCACUGUAAAUUCGGAGAGUUCUCGUUCACAUUGUGUUUUCACUUGUGUCAUUAAAUGUCAAUCCAAGAAUGUGGAAGAUGGUGUAAACAGCUCAAGAAUUAGCAGAAUUAAUUUGGUUGAUCUUGCUGGGUCAGAGAGGCAGAAACUCACAAAUGCUGCUGGGGAGCGUUUGAAGGAAGCAGGGAAUAUAAAUCGUUCGCUUUCGCAACUUGGGAACUUGAUUAAUAUUUUAGCAGAAGUUUCUCAGUCCGGAAAACAAAGGCACAUCCCUUACCGAGAUUCUAGGCUAACAUUCUUACUGCAGGAAUCUCUAGGUGGUAAUGCAAAGCUGGCAAUGAUAUGUGCUAUUUCGCCAUCACAAAGAUGCAAGAGUGAAACUCUCAGUACUCUCAGAUUUGCCCAGCGUGCAAAGGCUAUAAAAAACAAAGCAGUUGUAAAUGAAAUUACCCAGGAUGACGUCAAUGUCUUGCGUGAACAGAUCCGACAACUAAAGGACGAGCUUGUAAGAAUGAAGUCUAAUGUAGCUGCACCUGGAAACACAGGAAAUUAUUCAAACAAUUGGAAUGCGACACGGAGUUUGAAUCUUUUGAGAAUGAGUCUUUGCCGUCCCACUGUACUAUCCACUAUUAAGGAUGAUAGUGAUGAAGAAAUGGAAAUCGAUGAGAAUGAUGUUGAGAAGCCCCCAAAAGAAGCUGGUAUGCAACUAUCUCCUGCUGAAGUCGAAGUAUCUACUCAUUUGAACAGUUCAAUGGAGGUGAAAGCCUGCUCUACGGAAAAAAAAGCAGAUAUUGGAGAUGCAAGGAGUUCUGAAGUAGAGAAUAACAAUGAGCACAAUCCUGUUCUUCCAGAUAACAACAUUCCUGGAAAGAGAAAAUCUCUACAACGAGAAGAUUACAAAGACUCAACUGAUUGCAGCAGGAAAAGUCCGAAGACUUCAUCUUCAAUGUCCGCAUCUCAGAAAACUAUUCUGCAAAAUUUGAAGUCUGAUUUUACAGAAACUUCAAGAAGUGAUCCUUCAAAUGUUUCUUCCAUCCUUAGAGGUAGGAGUUCACUUGCCCCAACAGAGCAGUUGGAAGCCACUAUACAUCAUGGUCUUCAAAUUAUCGAAAAUAACCAAAAUAAUGCCAUUUUGAGGAAGAAGUCAUUCAGGUUUUCUGUUAACCCUGUCGAUCUCAAGCCAGCUACACCAGUAAAUAAGGCUGAUGUUGGCGUGCAAACAAUUUCUCGAGAAUCUGUAGCAGAAGAUUUAUCUGUUCUUAAAUGUAGUUCUAAGAAAGAAGCUUGUCCGGGUAAAAGCAAUGGCAGUGGUCUUAAUAUUGACUUGCAAUUAGCACCUGUUGAUGGAUCUGUGCCUUCGGAGAGGGUAAAGAAACAAGUACCCAAAGCUGUCGAGAAAGUUUUGGCAGGUGCAAUUAGGAGAGAAAUGGCAUUGGAGGACCACUGUGCAAAACAAGCUGCUGAAAUCGCGCAGCUAAACCGUUUGGUCCAGCAAUAUAAGCAUGAACGCGAGUGCAAUGCAAUAAUUGCACAGACACGCGAGGACAAGAUUUCACGUCUUGAGAGCCUCAUGGAUGGCAUUUUACCAACCGAAGACUUCAUGGAUGAAGAGUUCAUUUCUCUUACAAAUGAACAUAAGCUUCUUAAAGAGAAAUAUGAAAACCACCCCGAAGUAUUGCGGGUCAAUAUCGAGCUAAAAGGGGCGCAAGAUGAGUUAGAUAGGUACAGGAACUUUUUCGACAUGGGGGAGAGGGAUGUAUUGAUGGAGGAGAUUCAAGAUCUGAGGAACCAAUUACAGUACUACAUGCGGGCAUCUUCCUUUUCAACUCGCAAGCAUAGUCCUUUGUAUGACUUGGCACAUAUAAGUAACGCAGCACCAGUUCCUCUCCAUAUACAAUCAGAGUCGAACCAAGAAAGUGCUGAUGAGAAGCUGAGAGAAGAGAGAAGUUGUUGGACCGAAGCAGAAACCAAAUGGAUUGCUCUUACUGAAGAACUUAAACACCAACUAGAAAUGAAUCAUUCGCUUGCUGAAAGAUGGAAACUCGAACUUGAAUUGGAGAGGAAAUGCACAGAAGAGCUAAAGGAGGCCUUGCAAACAGCAAUGCAAGGACAUGCGCGGAUUUUAGAACAGUACGCAGAGCUCCAGGAGAAGCAUAUUACUUUGCUAGCUAGGCAGAGAAGGAUUAGUGACGGAAUUGAAGAUGUGAAGAGAGCGGCUGUAAAAGCCGGGGUUAAGGGAGCAGAGUCUAAGUUCAUCAACUCCCUUGCUGCGGAAAUCUCCGUUUUACGAGAGGAGAGAGAAAAGGAUAGGAAAUAUUGGAGGGAUGAAAAUAAAGGCCUUCAGGCUCAGCUCAGGGAUACUGCUGAAGCUAUGCAGGCAGCUGGUGAACUGCUCGUGCGGUUAAAGGAAGCAGAAGAAGCUUCUGCGCUUGCUCAGAAGCGAGCAUUAAUGGCAGAGCAGGAGACCGAGAAAGCCUAUCAAGAGAUAGACAAUUUGAAGAAGAAUUACGACCAAGAAAUCAUUUCACUAAAUCAGUAUCUCGAGAAGUUUCGUUCAACGAAAGAUCAUAAACCUGCUAAUUUAAACACUCCGGAAGAAGCAAAAUAUUCAGGCGGGCUAACUUCCAAUGAUCAUAGAUGGAGGGGCAAAGAAUUCGACGAGCCUUUCAGACACGAGAUGGACGAUGAGUUUUCUAAAGCGACAGAUCCCGUUACGUGGUUCUCCGGCUACGAUCGAUGCAACAUCUGAUGAAAGUAGUUAGGAAUUUGUUGUACAACCUAGGAGGGUAAAAUGUUCCUGUUGUAUUUGUGAGCUAUGUCUGCAGCUUCAGACUCUCACUGAUUUGUGAGCAGUCAUUUUGUUCUUAAGAAUCUUGAGCUCCUUUGUACAAUAAGGAGUACCGAUAACUUCUAGUCUUGUAUAAUAGUGAAUAUAUGGCUCUUUAAUUGAUGCCAUUUUUCGCUUUU
Molecule: messenger RNA, 3914 nt
Organism: Ananas comosus (pineapple)
Lineage: Eukaryota; Viridiplantae; Streptophyta; Magnoliopsida; Poales; Bromeliaceae
Product: kinesin-like protein KIN-12A
Exons: 16
Coding region: 1-3696 (1231 amino acids)
Biological process (GO): microtubule-based movement
Molecular function (GO): ATP binding; microtubule motor activity; microtubule binding
Source: RefSeq, a predicted model, not a curated record